UCUAGUUGUGCCGAUUCGACGAGAUCGCUACCCUGUUAAUCUCAUAAUUAUUAAUUUCCCUAUACUCAGGGAAUGUCCGCUGCGUCACAGCGGUGCAAGAAUCCCUGAGACAGCAUCUCAUACGAAACUCGUGUACCGUAGGAGUUCAAGUACCUCGUUGAAAAAUUCCCCGUUUACGGAAAAAGUCACCAUGGUAAUAGUUGAAAAGCAGGAGAAGGAUUACUUCCAAGACCGGAUGACGGCCCUGUCGAUCGCGUUACCCCUCUCGGGGUUGGAGGCGGAACACUUUUACGCCCUCGGUGCGGGGCGUCUGUACGACCACGGGGUGAAGACGCUGAGCGGAACCGCGCCGUCGUCUCCGAGCACCAAGAGCGACUCCAGUGGGAUCAGCAGCCUCCCGAAUUCUGGAGGAACGGCGACCCCGACGACCUCGCCGACGCAAUCGAGACCUAACACCCCGGCUUCGGAGACGUCGAAAGCCAAUAAGAAUUCUCCCGUUUAUCAGGGACAAGUGGAGGCGCCCCUGCGAGUGCAGCACCAAGGAAGGGACAUCCUGAACCUAGGUGCGAACGUCCGUGAACCCAGCUGGCAGGUGAGGUACCCCACGAUGCCGAGGCAGAACCUCCAGGCGUUUAUGGAGAACCGAUCGAUUUAUUAUCGACUGGGAGAGCACGGCCUCACCGAGGAGUACCCGGCAAGGGUCUGCCAGGAGUGCGAAUUUAGCGAGCCCUCGCCCUACUUAUUCUGAGGGCCUCGCGGGAAACGGCACGGCGUUAUCGGAAUCAACCUGUGAUAGACCAAAAACGGCGGCCGACUCGGAAGACGAGGAGACCACCUAGGUAAAUCGACCACCACCUGGUGAAGGACCACCCUGGAAUCACGAGAAGAACCGUCGAAGAUGAGGCUCCAGGGUACUCCUUCGCAACGAACUUCUACCCCCGAGUCGGAAACGGGCCGUGACGGUCGAGCUUUAAUUUUAACCCUUUACUCGCACCCCAUUUCCCCGGACGCAUCGAUAUCAGAAAAUCUCAUGAUUAAUCCCUUGAUUAACUUCUAAAAAUCCAUCGAGACGACCGAUGCGAAUGCGGAUCCCGGGGCGCGCGUGGACAGUUCCACUUCCUCUAUUUUUCUUACCUGUGUCUGUAUAUUUUCUAUUUUUUUUAUUUUACUACCGGAUCCGUUGAUCCACUCUGCCACUGACCAUCGUUUACACCCGGUAAACCAAAGGACCCUUUAUCACAACGCUUACGAUCACUUGACCGUACUCAGAAGUAUAAUUGUUAAGCGUGGCGCAACCGCCGCGGUGGAGGACCCUGGCACCCCUCGUCGCGGCGUCGUCGAGCUGCACGGUGACCAUUGUUUAUGCCCGCGGAAAUAAACAA
Molecule: messenger RNA, 1382 nt
Organism: Orussus abietinus
Lineage: Eukaryota; Metazoa; Arthropoda; Insecta; Hymenoptera; Orussidae
Exons: 4
Coding region: 191-748 (185 amino acids)
Source: RefSeq, a predicted model, not a curated record